ACCUCUCUCCCUAAAGCAUAUACCAACCAACCACAUUUCCUAGCUAACAAACAAAUUUUUCAGUUUUAAUUUGUUAAAGCCCCCCUCUUUACUUUGUUUUAAAUUAGCUUAACUUUACUCUUCUUUAAUUCCCUUAAUCUUGAGGAAACUAUGAAAAACAUGAAAAGGGUUUUCAUGUAUUUUGGUUGUGUUUCUACUAAAACAUCUGAACCUUCUGAUAAUCUUACUAAUACCUUAGAAUUAAAUAAAGCACUCAAGACUGUUCAAUCUCCUGUUUGCAAACCUCCAGCAGGUAGUAAAGAAGAAGCUUUUUAUGAUUCAAAACCUUGGCUAGAUUCUGAUGAUGAACAAGAUUUCUACAGCGUCAAUGGUGAUAUCCCUGCAGCUUCAUACAAGGUGGGAACAUUAAAGAAGGAUGGAGAAGAACAAGUACAAGGAAGGAAGCUAUCAGAGCUUUUCAAAGAUAGCAGUUUUCGCAGUGACAGCCUUAAAGCUGCACAUUGUGAAUAAAAUAAUAGGGGAAGAUGAUAUUUGUCUCAACUAAAUAAGAUUUAAUUUUACUAUUUAAAUUUAAUUGUGAUGUUGAUAUAUAGAGUAAUUUGAUCCAAAAUUUGAGAAAGAUUUUAUUUUUAAUAUCAAAGCAAUAAGUAUAUAUUCUAUAUUAGCUUGAAAUAAGAUAAUUAUUCCAAAUCACAUGUAAGUAUAUACCUUUAUGAAGUACAUUUUUGUUUAUCUUUAUUAACUUCAACUUAUAAUCAUAUUGCAAAAACAAUAUUGUAUUACUAU
Amaranthus tricolor (Joseph's coat) is the source of this 786-nucleotide messenger RNA. RefSeq lists its product as uncharacterized. The transcript is spliced from 3 exons. Bases 151 to 510 code for a protein of 119 amino acids. The record is from RefSeq and is a predicted model, not a curated record. Lineage: Eukaryota; Viridiplantae; Streptophyta; Magnoliopsida; Caryophyllales; Amaranthaceae.